UACCUGAUGGUGGGCAGAUUCAAUUGCAGAUGCAGAGGAAUGACAUUACUUGAUAUUUUCUCCAUCAUGAGCAGUCUGAAAAGUCAAUGUCUGAAAAUAUCAAGACGGGUAAACAUCCUCCUUCUUAUGACAGGGUUCCUGUGUGGGGGGAGUGAGGGGCUGGCAGUGGCAGCUGCUGGUUCCAUCACCAGUGUGACAGUGGGGGAGAGCGUCCUGUUUCCUGUCUCACCUGAGGGGGAGCACAGCUACUGCGUCAACCUGAUUUUUAGAUCCAUUCCUAUAGUUACAUGGUAUUCUGAAACAAACGACUCUUAUGUUCACAACCAAUAUAAGAACAGAAUCAGCAUCCGUGAUGCUGGCUCAGUAUGGCUGAACACAGUACGGCUGUCAGAUUCCGGCCUUUAUCAGAUUAAAAUACAGUACAUCUCAGGAGAUCUUAGGCCACCAACAUACUCAGAUUUUCACCUGCAGGUUUUUGAGCCUGUAUCUAGUCCCAGCAUCACAGUUGAGUGUCUGGGGAACAACAUCAGUCUGAGCUGCUUCAGCAGUCAGGGCAGUGAAGUGACCUACAGCUGGGAAACACUGUCCCCUUAUGGGAAUGACAGCUGUGUGCAUCUGGGCCAAAGGAUGGAAUGUUACUCCACACUUCUGUCUGAGUCCAUAACAUACAGGUGUACGGCCAAGAAUCCUGUGAGCAGAGCCUCCAGUGACCCUGUGGACCUGGCAGUGUGCCCAGUCCAAGGACCAAAAGGGUUCCUGUGUGGGGGGAGUGAGGGGCUGGCAGUGGCAGCUGCUGGUUCCAUCACCAAUGUGACAGUGGGGGAGAAUCCUGUCUCUAGUCCCAACAUCACAGUUGAGUGUAAAAGGGACAGCAUCAGUCUGAGCUGCUCCAGCAGUCAGGGCAGUGAAGUGACCUACAGCUGGGAAACACUAUCGCCUUGUAGCAAUGAGAGCUGUAUUCGUUUUGGCCAGACAAUAGAGAUGGACUCCUUCCUUCAAGCUGAGUCUGUAACAUACAGGUGUACGGCCCAAAAUCCUGUGAGCAGAGCCUCCAGUGACCCUAUGGCCCUGCAAGGGUGCUCCACCCAAGGAGCAAAAGGAAACCAGAAGGAGCAGACCUCCAGUAAUGGACCUGGACACCACGUUUGUUUUCCCAGCGAUAGUCGGGCAACGGAUCUCCCCUGCACGGCUCUCUACUCUUGCGACAAGCCCAGAAGCCUGUGGUGGAAAACGAGCUGA
Megalops cyprinoides (Indo-Pacific tarpon) is the source of this 1239-nucleotide messenger RNA. RefSeq names its product carcinoembryonic antigen-related cell adhesion molecule 1-like. Bases 7 to 1239 code for a protein of 410 amino acids. The record is from RefSeq and is a predicted model, not a curated record. NCBI's taxonomy places the organism in Eukaryota, Metazoa, Chordata, Actinopteri, Elopiformes, Megalopidae. The transcript is spliced from 7 exons.